This is a messenger RNA of Chelonoidis abingdonii (Abingdon island giant tortoise), 4445 nucleotides long. RefSeq names its product centriolar coiled-coil protein 110 (gene CCP110). The record is from RefSeq and is a predicted model, not a curated record. Gene Ontology annotation, cellular component: centriole. Lineage: Eukaryota; Metazoa; Chordata; Testudines; Testudinidae. Gene Ontology annotation, biological process: ciliary basal body organization; centriole replication; negative regulation of centriole elongation.
CAUCUCGGGUCACUCAGCUGAGCAGCUCGGUUGGUCGCCUCCACCCGGAAGCUCUGGCAGGGUGGUGGGAAGACUCUGGAGAGGGGCGGAGUGCGGCGAGGUUUGCGGUUGCCAGGAGCCCGCUGCUCUCUGGCGGGGAGCGCCGCGGCGCGCUCUGUGUGGGGAACCAGGAUGCGCUGAGCCCGCCAGCAACGUAUCCACGCUUCUUGGGGGCCUCGUAGCAGCACAAUAUUAAGAUGGAGGACUAUGAGAAGUUCUGUGAAAAGCAUCUUGCCAGGAUCCAAGGAGAGUCAAUUCAAAGGGAAACCUCUUCAUCUGCUCAGAAGAAUAUCUCACUUAUUCAAUUUCAUGGCAUUCCUGUGCUUUCACCUCUGCUGAGUCUUGAGAGAAAAAAGGAAAUGCAGCAGGAUAAACAAAAAGCACUUGAUGUAGAGAUCUGGAAGCAGAAUUCCAGGAAAAGAGCUUUACUGAAUCGUGUUCAGGAGAUCCUGGAAAACGUGCAGGUCAGAAAGGUGUCUAGUAUGAGCAAUUUGGAUCAGUGGGAGUCUGAGAGUGGUCACUCUAAUUCAGAAUCAAAAGCCUCAAAUGGCUUCACAGUGCUAUCAAACAUCAAUUUGCCAAGUUCUAUUGCAUGCUGUGGUACUACAGACCUUGAAAAAACGUUGGAAAUUAUGCCAGCAGACACUGCUAUCCAGGUUACAUCAAGUGGAAUAGACUCAAUUAGAAGCACAGAAGAACAUAUUUCUCCUGAACAAAGUGAGAGCAACCUCUCAGAAAACAUUGCUUGCCCAAAGGUUACAUCUCCUGAUAAAACACAAAAUAUGACUACCUCAAAUGCACAUGUAAACCAAGAGCAUACGGAGGUGCCACCAGCUGGUGAGGAAGUACCUGAUCCUUAUGUAAUGAGUCUUCAAAACCUUCUGAAAAAGUCUAGGGAGUACAUAGAGAGAGAGCAAACCAGACGUAGCAUAAGAAGUAAUUCAAAAAGAAGUGUUAAUGAAAAUCAUUCAGAUAAAGAAAAUGAUGCAAUUAAAAGAAAUGUGUCUGGGAAAGAGAGAGCGAGGUUUACAGGUAGGAGUUGUACUCCUCUGACACUUGAUAAACCAAGCCUUAAUAAAUCAAAUAUUCUUCUCCAGGGUGCCUCUGCCCAAAUAAAUAGCAUGAGUACAUCAGCUUCACCCAGCUUUUCUAAAGUGGAUAUACCUACAAGAGCUGGAACACCCCCAGUUUUGGAUUCGGAUUCAGAUGAAGACUUUAAAAAUAUCUCUACCUUUGAUCACGACACUAGUAUUGUCAGAAGCCUUACAGGUUCUUAUGCCAAAUUACCCAGCCCGGAGCCAAGUAUGAGCCCUAAAAUGCACCGAAGACGUCCAAGACCUUCAUCAAUGGGACACAUAGUUAUCAAUAACCCUGUGAAUGCCUAUGAAUUAAGCCCUUUAAACAAGGGAAGAGCAAUUGACUUGAUCAUACAAGAUGUCACUGACCAAACCAAUGCAUCUGAACCUGUGCCAAAAUUCACUGCUGACAUCACUGCAGUUUGUUCCAGCAAAGCUCAUGUUGUUAACAAGAAUUCUUCAGAGACUUCAAAUCACAUGUGUCAGCAUUCCAUUAGUCAACUAGAGAGCAAAGGAAUGAUGGUGUCUUCCAUAAUGGAGGGAAAGCUGGAUGGUAGAAGGCCUUACAAAAUGGACAGUACUACUUGUACUGUAACUCCAAAUUUGCAUGAGUCAUAUGCAGUCAGUCAGUCGAUGGUGACUCAAAAGCUCAUAACUAUGAAUGGAAUCAAGCCAGAUAGUUUAUUAGAAAAGACCAAAAGUAAUUCACCCGUGGAACUCAAUAAAUCUUAUGAUGUAGAAAAUCCAUCUCCAUUACUGAUGCAAAGCCAGAAUAAGCAUCAGCAAAUGGAUACUCCAAAUGUUUCUUCUGGAAAUGAACACUUUGUAGAAAAUGGUUUUGAAAAAGUAAAACGUAGGCUUGAUUUAGAUAUUGAUAGCUCACAGAAAGAGAACAACCCAUAUGUUUUAACAGAUGGAACAGAGGAACAAGAGAAGUGGAGGUUGCAAGACCGAAGAUGCCCCAUAGGAUCUGUUUAUGGUAACAAGAAUAAAACCUCAGGCAGUGGUACCAACGAAGAAGAGAUUUUGAAAAAUAAACUCUUGGCUUUUGAAGAAAUGAGAAAGAGACUUGAAGAGCAGCAUGCACAACAACUGUCAGUACUGAUAGCUGAACAAGAGAGAGAACAGGAGAGAUUGCAGAAGACUUUUAAUUUGCAGGAGAUAGAAGAGCAGGAGAGAAGGUUAAAAGGAAAGAAGGGUGCUACAGCAGACACAGAAAUACCCAAAAUGACUAUCAGCAGUGGGAUGGAAUUGGAGUGGAGAAAAAUAAGCGAAAGUGGCUUGUUGGAAACAAUGCUGACUCAAGUGGAGACAAUCCAUAACACAAACUCGAACAGCACUGGUAAAAGUUUUGCCAACACUAACAUGCCCAAUAGUUUUGGUUCAACAAAUGAAGCUCCAUUCUAUCUCCGGGGACCAUCUGGUAGUGGAAUGUCAAAAAUGUCAGCAUCCAGGCUUAUUAGGGCCAAAACCAGGUGGUCUCAGGCCUUCAAUCCAGAGAUGCAAAUGAAGUUCAGUAAGAUCACUGCCUUGGCAAAGGGAUUUCUGACUCGUAGGCUCAUGCAAACAGAAAAAUUGAAAUAUCUUAGGCAAACCGUAAAAGAUACUAUGGAAUUCAUAAAAAAUUUUCAGUCUGAAGCUCCCUUAAAGAGAGGAACUGUUUCAGCGCAAGAUGUAUCCCUACAAGAAAGAGUGAUGGCUCAACUGCGAGCUGCGCUGUAUGACAUCCAUGAUAUAUUCUUUAUAAUGGAAGUAUCUGAAAGAAUGAAUAUUCUGCGUCAUGAUCGUGAAGUUCGCAAAGAGAAAAUGCUGAGGCAAAUGGCUAAAAUAAAGACUCCACGAGAGAGGGUGACGCUUUCGACAGCUACACAGAAAUCUCUGGAUAGGAAGAAGUACAUGAAGGCUGCAGAAAUGGGAAUGCCAAAUAAAAAAUUAAUCAUAAAACAAAAUACUCCUGAAGCAAGAGUACUUCAGCCAAAUCAAGGACAAAAUACUCCAAUUCAUAGGCUUCUUUGCAGGCAAGGGAGUAUAUGCAGGAAGAAUCCAAAGAAAGAAGCCAAAUGUUGUGACAAUUUAAGACGUCAGCACUCACUCGGAUGAUAAAAAAAAAAGGCUAUUCUAAUGCAAUAGUCUCUUCAGCAUUGGUUCAGAUCUUGCAUCUCCUGUCUGUAUGCUUUGAAUUGACAAACAUACACAUUUAACAUAUUUUGCAUAUUUUAAGGACAUAGGUUUUUAUGGAAUGAUGUUAAGGUAAUGAAGAGGGCUACAAAUAAGUUCUUCUACUCAUGAAAACAAAUGGCAUGUUACAAACCUGUUCAGAUUACUGCAGACAUAUGUCCACAUUCAAAAUGCUCUGUUGUAGAAAAGAAUAUAGUGCAACAUUGUUUAUUUGUAUCUUUUUGCCAUCUCUCUGACUUAUAUACAGUGUCAUGCACUUUUUUGUACUAUAGGAAAUAUAUUUACAAUUGCAGUUCAUACACAUUAGUCUGUAUAACUGAUUUCCUAUGUGUACAUAUUUUAGCCUUUUACCCUAAAAUUAGAGAAGUAGAAAAGAUAAUUUAUUCAACUGUAACAAUACUGUGCGUUUUUCCUCUGUAUGUUUGAGAGCAGCAUCACUGAGUCUAUCAUUACAUAUGAAUGUGCUAACCUUAAUUUAAAUACUAAUGACAGAUAUUGUUACUCAUUUCUGUUGACUGUUUGCAGACAUGGAUCUGAGUUAAUUGCUGGCAUAAACGUACAAUUGUAUUUACAUGAAUGAAGUUGCACCUGUUCUCAUGGGUGGUGAAUUUAGGCCACAAUGAUGAAACAUUCCAGGCAAUUUUUCCUCCAUACUGUUUACUGAAUUUACUAAUUCCAAACUACAUUUUGAUCAAGAUGAAGUAUAAUUAAGAUGUAGCAGUUCUAUGACACUGUACAAGAGUUCUAAAAGGAAAGCCUUUAAUUGUCCUCAGCAGUCAUACAGAUGACUGUUUCACACCAUUAUGUGUCUUAAGGUUUUAUUUUUGACAUUCCUAGAUCUACUUUACUGUCUAAACAAGUAACUUGGAACAGUUUUUUUAUUUAAAAAAACAAAACAAAACAAAAAAAAACAACAACCUGUCAUCAGUAACAGAUCCAAACACUGAAGCCAUGCUUCCAUGUUCCGAGUCCCUAAAACUUUGCAAGACUUAAAUUCCAAAACACAUGUUCCUGUUUGCCCCUGUCUUUUUGGCUAUUUCAGCCAUUAUGAAUAUGCUUCUUUACAGAGAGAGGCUGCUUAGUAAUUUUAAUCUUGAUAACGAGCUUCUUUGAAUCUUUCGUUGGUUUUCAAAUAAAAUAGAGAAAAUCUUG